GUUUCCGCGAUUUACUCUCCGUUUAAUUAAUCUGCAUUUAUCUGCUUUUCUGGAGUGCAUGUCGUAAGAAACUCAGGAUUCGUAGUGAACUGGAUUCCGCAACCAGUACAAAACAACCCUCUCAGGAUGGCGCAAAUGGAGAAAUCCAUUCAAUCCGCCUCAACGGUGGAAGACGACGAGCAUUACGGACCGCUGCUGAUCGGGAAGCUAGAGGGUAAUGGAAUAACGAGUGGCGAUGUUAAGAAGCUGGCCGAAGCUGGCUUCCACACGAUCGAGUCGGUGGCGUUUGCGCCGAAGAAGCAGCUGCUCACCAUCAAAGGCAUUUCGGAGGCGAAGGCGGACAAAAUACUGCAGGAAGCGACCAAACAUGUGCCGAUGGGAUUCACCACGGCCACCGAAUGGCACCAGAAGCGCUCGGAGAUCAUACAGCUAACGACGGGAUCGAAGGAGCUGGACAAGCUGCUGGGAGGCGGAAUCGAAACCGGUAGCAUUACGGAAAUGUUCGGCGAGUUCCGGACCGGUAAAACGCAACUCUGUCACACACUAGCCGUCACCUGCCAGCUUCCGGUUAGCCAGAACGGGGGUGAAGGAAAGUGCCUGUACAUCGACACGGAAGGAACGUUCCGGCCGGAACGGCUGCUAGCGACAGCCGAACGCUACAAGCUUGUCGGGACCGACGUGCUCGAUAAUGUGGCGUUCGCACGAGCCUACAAUACGGAUCAUCAGAUGCAGCUGCUUAUGCAAGCCUCGGCCAUGAUGGUCGAGUCGCGAUACGCACUGAUCAUCGUGGACAGUGCCACCAGCCUGUACCGGACGGAUUACUGUGGGCGAGGGGAGCUGGCCGCACGCCAGGGACACUUGGCAAAGUUUCUGCGCAUGCUGCUGCGGCUAGCGGACGAGUUCGGGGUUGCGGUCAUUAUCACCAAUCAAGUCGUGGCGCAAGUGGAUGGGGCGGCAAUGUUCAAUCCGGAUCCGAAGAAACCAGUCGGCGGUAAUAUCAUAGGGCACGCGUCCACUACUCGGCUUUAUCUGCGCAAGGGGCGCGGAGAGACGAGAAUAUGUAAAAUUUACGAUUCACCGUGCCUGCCGGAGAGUGAGGCAACGUUCGCCAUCAAUCCGGAUGGAGUAGGCGAUGUGAAAGAGUAGUGCUGCCGCUGUGCUGUAACGGAUUAACCGACGACUCUGUACAUUUACUGUUAUUCACAUUCGAGGAAAGAGUUCCUUUUUAAUAUUAAAUAGCCAGCUAGACCUGGCCAGGUGACGUACAAACAUACAGGGAAUAGUAUCUGUCGCUGAGAAAGAUCCAUCCGAAACGAACGAACGAACGAACUGCUGUCGCCGCUUUCUUGAUCCAGCCUACUUGAUAGAGAGCUACC
Messenger RNA from Anopheles aquasalis, 1376 nucleotides. It is a transcript of the gene spn-A, whose product is annotated as RAD51 recombinase homolog spn-A. Gene Ontology annotation, molecular function: double-stranded DNA binding; ATP binding; single-stranded DNA binding. The record is from RefSeq and is a predicted model, not a curated record. Gene Ontology annotation, cellular component: condensed nuclear chromosome. NCBI's taxonomy places the organism in Eukaryota, Metazoa, Arthropoda, Insecta, Diptera, Culicidae. Gene Ontology annotation, biological process: mitotic recombination-dependent replication fork processing; DNA recombinase assembly; double-strand break repair via homologous recombination.